Oppia nitens is the source of this 1432-nucleotide messenger RNA. RefSeq lists its product as uncharacterized. Bases 92 to 1432 code for a protein of 446 amino acids. NCBI's taxonomy places the organism in Eukaryota, Metazoa, Arthropoda, Arachnida, Sarcoptiformes, Oppiidae. The transcript is spliced from 7 exons. The record is from RefSeq and is a predicted model, not a curated record.
ACAUUUAUAUUGCUAUUGUAACUGUAAUCAGUCAAACAUCGGGUCUCAAACAACAAUAAACUGUAUAUACUGUAUAUAAACUGUAUAUUGAAUGGACAGUAACAUCAUGUCAUCAUCAAUGGCACUGACAGUCUAUUUGUUGGUCCAAUCAAUCAUCUAUUUAGGUGUUCAAUCACUGCAAAUGGUUCGGAUAUCGGCACCCGAUUACAUACGGUUUGGCGACCCAUUAUGGCUCAACUGUAGCUGCGAUUUGCCGAUACAAUCAAUUUAUUCAAUCAAAUGGUUUAAAAAUAAUCACGAAUUUUAUCGAUACAUUGUCUCCGACGCCAAACCUAAAACCUUUUACAACACUACCGGCAUUUACCCCGACACCUCGAGUACAGAGUUUGGUAACAUUCAUAUGACUCAAACGGAUUUCCAGACAGAGGGCAGCUAUCGGUGCGAGAUAUCAUCGGAGGUCAGCUUUCAGACAAUCCAUGAGUCCAAAGAUAUCCGUGUCUACUAUAUCCCGAAAGAUCCCAAUCCGAUCAUAAUUGGCAAGAAGUCUCACUAUACGGUCAACGAUUUGGUUAACCUGACGUGCACUUCGCCGCUGUCCUUACCGGCCGCACAGUUGACGGCCACCAUAAACGGCACUUCGGUGGUCGACUCAAACGAUGCCCGAUUUCAGCACCGGGUCUACUAUCAGCACUACGAAAACAAUCUGAGCGCCGCCUCAAUCAAUAUUCAGUUCAGUAGCCGAUUGUUGACCACAAGAGUGCCCUUUGAGUGUCACUCGGCUAUCAGUCACCGACACAGCCGAGUGGCCGAAGUGGCGCUUUGGACAACCUAUAAGAGCCCACAACAGCUCAGCGAUGAAACUACUUUCUAUAGCGAAGACAAACCCAUCUAUUAUGACAAUCAAGAGUCAGCUCCUGAGGAUCAGUCGGAGCCCACUAUCACAGGUCUGAGGCAGACCUAUCAGAUGUCAGACCUACUGAAUCUGACGUGUGUCUCAUCCCGACACAGUCCAGUGCCAGAGCUCAGAUGGUUCAUCAAUAAGCACGAAGUUGAUCGACAAUAUCUGGUCCACGAAAGGCCCACCCAUUAUACUGAAGGACAGACAGUUGUUUCAGUGAGACUACAAUAUAGUUUGCGUUCAGUUAAACCGUUUAAGACAUUCAAAACCAAUCGGUUUGCGGUCAGUGUUAAGUGUGUAGAAAGUCUAACCCAAGUGCUCACUACUGGCAAAGAGACGCUAAUCAUUGCCAGUGCUGUCGAACCCAUCACUGAUAAUAGUUUCGGUGCCGUUAAAAGCUAUAUGGAAAACAAUGGACAUACUAUUCAAACAAAUUUUAUUGAUUUAAUAAAAUUAUUAACAAUCAGUGCAUUCCUCAUGUUUUUUGUAUUUAAUAAACUUUUAAUUGUUUGUUUCUUGUAUUUGAGUCAUUAA